GUGAGGUCCUUCGGCUGUCCUCAGCCGUGGGGCGCGUGUGGGAGCCCCGGUGCUGGGCCUGCGGAGGUCGUAGCCACACCGUAACCCGAACCCGCGCGGUGUGUGAUCCGGCUCACAAAUAGGGCCCCCAACAAGCCUUUUCCAGCCCCCCCGUCGCCCAGGCUUGGGAACUGUUGGGAAGCCCAUCCGCCUCCUGGCCAACCAUUUCCAGGUGCAGAUCCCUAAGAUCGACGUUUAUCACUAUGACGUGGAUAUCAAACCAGAAAAACGACCCCGAAGAGUGAACAGGGAGGUGGUGGAUACUAUGGUGAGGCACUUCAAGAUGCAGAUAUUUGGUGACCGGCAGCCUGGAUACGAUGGGAAGAGGAACAUGUACACUGCACACCCAUUACCCAUCGGCAGGGACAGAGUGGAUAUGGAGGUGACGCUUCCAGGAGAGGGGAAGGACCAGACUUUUAAAGUGUCCAUUCAGUGGGUGUCAGUCGUCAGCCUUCAGAUGCUGUUGGAAGCUCUGGCAGGGCAUUUGAACGAAGUUCCUGAAGAUUCUGUGCAGGCACUGGAUGUAAUCACCCGGCACCUUCCCUCCAUGAGGUAUACUCCUGUGGGUCGCUCCUUCUUCUCCCCCCCUGAAGGCUAUUACCACCCUCUGGGGGGUGGCAGGGAGGUGUGGUUUGGUUUCCACCAGUCUGUCAGACCUGCCAUGUGGAACAUGAUGCUCAACAUUGAUGUAUCAGCAACUGCUUUCUAUCGUGCUCAGCCUAUCAUUGAGUUCAUGUGUGAGGUCUUGGACAUUCAGAACAUCAAUGAACAAACCAAGCCUCUGACAGACUCCCAGCGUGUCAAGUUUACCAAAGAAAUCAGAGGUCUGAAAGUAGAGGUUACUCACUGUGGCCAGAUGAAGAGAAAAUACCGAGUUUGCAAUGUUACUCGUCGACCAGCCAGUCAUCAGACGUUUCCCCUGCAGUUGGAAAACGGGCAGGCUAUGGAGUGUACAGUAGCUCAGUAUUUUAAGCAGAAGUACAGUCUGCAGCUAAAAUAUCCUCAUCUUCCCUGUCUGCAAGUAGGACAGGAGCAGAAACACACGUACCUACCGCUUGAGGUGUGUAACAUCGUGGCAGGCCAGAGGUGCAUCAAGAAGCUCACAGACAAUCAGACAUCAACCAUGAUAAAAGCGACUGCGAGAUCGGCGCCGGACCGGCAGGAAGAAAUCAGCAGACUCGUGAAAAGUAACAGUAUGGUUGGUGGACCUGAUCCAUAUCUGAAGGAGUUUGGUAUUGUUGUCCAUAAUGAAAUGACUGAGUUGACAGGCAGAGUUUUGCCAGCGCCAAUGCUGCAAUAUGGAGGCAGGAACAAGACUGUGGCCACACCAAACCAAGGUGUGUGGGACAUGAGAGGGAAACAGUUCUAUGCUGGCAUUGAGAUUAAAGUUUGGGCUGUUGCCUGUUUUGCUCCUCAAAAACAAUGCAGGGAAGAUUUACUAAAGAGUUUUACAGACCAGCUGCGUAAGAUCUCCAAGGACGCAGGGAUGCCGAUCCAGGGCCAGCCCUGUUUCUGUAAAUAUGCCCAGGGUGCAGACAGUGUGGAGCCCAUGUUUAAACAUCUAAAACUGACUUAUGUUGGCCUGCAGCUGAUCGUGGUGAUUCUUCCCGGCAAGACACCCGUGUAUGCUGAAGUAAAGCGGGUUGGUGACACUCUUCUUGGCAUGGCCACUCAGUGCGUUCAGGUAAAGAACGUGGUGAAAACCUCACCACAAACGCUGUCCAACCUGUGUCUGAAAAUAAAUGCAAAGCUCGGAGGAAUCAACAAUGUGCUCGUACCUCAUCAAAGGCCCUCAGUGUUCCAGCAGCCGGUGAUCUUUCUGGGAGCAGACGUCACUCACCCUCCUGCUGGGGAUGGAAAGAAGCCUUCCAUAGCUGCUGUGGUGGGCAGCAUGGACGGCCAUCCCAGCCGGUACUGCGCCACGGUGCGGGUGCAGACCUCCCGCCAGGAGACCUCGCAGGAGCUGCUGUACAGCCAGGAGGUGAUCCAGGACCUGACAAACAUGGUGCGGGAGCUGCUGAUACAGUUCUACAAGUCCACGCGUUUCAAGCCGACGAGAAUCAUUUACUACAGAGGAGGAGUGUCAGAAGGGCAGAUGAAGCAGGUAGCUUGGCCAGAACUUAUAGCAAUCCGAAAGGCCUGUAUUAGUUUGGAAGAAGACUACAGACCAGGAAUAACCUACAUUGUUGUGCAGAAAAGGCAUCACACCAGGCUGUUCUGUGCUGACAAAACUGAAAGGGUGGGUAAGAGUGGCAACGUACCAGCGGGCACCACUGUGGACAGCACCAUCACGCAUCCCUCUGAAUUUGACUUUUACCUCUGCAGCCACGCGGGAAUUCAGGGAACCAGCCGGCCCUCGCACUACCAGGUCCUGUGGGAUGACAACUGUUUCACUGCAGAUGAGCUACAGCUGCUGACCUAUCAGCUGUGUCACACCUACGUGCGCUGUACGCGAUCAGUCUCUAUUCCAGCACCUGCAUACUAUGCCAGACUGGUGGCAUUCAGGGCUAGGUACCAUCUUGUGGACAAGGAUCACGACAGUGCUGAAGGCAGCCACGUGUCAGGACAGAGUAAUGGCCGUGAUCCUCAGGCUCUGGCAAAGGCAGUGCAGAUCCACCACGAUACUCAACAUACCAUGUAUUUUGCUUGAGAGCGUUUGGGAAGAUGAGGCAAAGCCAACAACUCGUUCAGUCCUGACGUGUUGUCAAUGCCUACUGCUCUCGCUAGGGCCCUUUCUUUCAGACUGCCCACUACCAGCAGCUCUGAACGGUCGCACUGAAUCUGGACUGCAAACAAUGUCUGAUGCACCGACACAAUUGAGCCAUUCGUUCCGUUCUUUUACGUAAUAGAAAUUCAUAGACUGUCUUUUCUGAUGCAUUGGACUGAAUUUUUACCUCAAAGCGCAAAAGGCCGAUCACCCCGACGUUUUUAAAGGACUUGGCACGAAAGGUUUCUAUGGAAUAUUUUGCUAGCGAUGGUCUUUAGGUUCCCUUCUCACCCCAUGAGUUGAUGGUGACGAGUGAUUCUCCGUCCUCAGGCGCUGCUUAGUGACUGCGUAGUAUGGCGAAACUCCUCCAGUUCGAUGUCAUUGUUCUCUUGUGUGGGGCCAUAGAUUUUUUUAAUGGAGAUUUUAGACUUCACUACUGUAAAUGCCUUUUAACAGACGUAACUUUCACAGGUCUUGCAGUUUUAGUCGGUUUUACUAAUGACCUUUUUAACCUGCAGACUCGGGCUGCAAAGCAAUUGCACUAUUCUGCCAGUCCAGACCGGUGGUUCCUGCUCUGUGAAUGUGGUGAUGCCUGUCAGCAGGAUUUCAUUGUAACGGCUACCAGUAACACUGCCCUGGUCUCGUAACAAACACUGAACCAUCGUUUUCUCCCCCUCUAAAAAAAGAAAAAAAAAAAAAAAGGAUUUAAAAAAAAAAAAAGAGAAAAAAAAAAAAGAGAAAAAAAAAAAAAAAGCAAAAAAAAAAAAUUAGCUUUUAGAUAUUUUGCAGACUUUUACAAAAGUGCCCACUUUAUGCUGCUGUGUGGUUUGAUAAAUCGAAGUGAUUUUAACACUUUUUUCUCGUAGGAGGUUGAACUUUGGCAAUAAAUAUUUGUUUUCUAAGCCCCCCCCCCCCCCCCCCCCCCCCCACCGGUGUAGUUUUCUAGCUGAGGGUUGUGCAUGAGUGACCCCACGUUCUCGUGUCGUUUUCUGAGCACACAAUUUGGCAGAUUCUGAAAAACUGAGGAGAAAAGACGCACUUCCAUGCUUUUGUUUUCCUUGAAGAGUUCUUUUGAACUGCUUUAUAUCCACUGUUGGUGUCCUGUCCGCAGCUUUUCGUGUAGGUUUGGAGCUGGGUGUUGUGCGUAGGAAAGGCUCGCCCAGCUGGGCAGUGCGCCGUGUUGUGUGACAGGCAACCUGAGGACUUGAACCAGCAUUUCAGACUUCUUCCCCUGGGAUUCUGGGUUGCACACACAACUGCGUUCAGCAGCACGAUUAAUCACCCUAACGCUCGUUAUUCCGCUUCCGUCCCAGCCUGUAGAAAUUAGGGUUGUAAAAUCUGCUUGGCUUUGCUCAGCUGCAGUGCGCCGUGAAGAAGAGGGGCUUGGUUUUGCCUUUGGGAUCCGUAAAGGUAGAGCGUGAAGAGUAGGUUCCUCUUCAGCGUUAAUUAGCGUUAAUGAGCACAGAUUAACAGCGUGCUCCUAAGCUGAGUAGAGCUGGCGCCUCUCCUUGGAUCACAGUGUGAGAAGCCCAGCCAUUGCACUGUGCUCUCUGAUGCUUGCGUGGGGUUUGCUGCUAAGUUGUCUGCUGUUCCAAAGCUGAGGAACCGGCCCCUCAGAUCAGCAAUAGGAAAUGCUGUUUCCUUCGGUCAUUAAGCUUGUAAAUAAAUGGAAGUUUACAUUUCUAAAUGCUGGUUGUUCUUCAGUUGUACCACAGUACACUGAACGUAGUCUUCAAACGGUUCUCUGACCUUCUUUCAGAUAGGAUGUCGCAUUCAAUUAAGUUUAAACUUGUUCUUUUUUUCUGUUCAGAUGGGACUGAAGCAAACUCUGCUCCUGGCACGUGUAGUCAAUGAGUUUAGGUUGGAAAAAGAUGCUUUUUUUUGUUUGUUUUUUGCUUUUAUUUUUAAAGAAUACCUCACUUGUGUAAUAAAAUCAGGACAUGUGGGUGGGAGGCUGACCGCUGCUCCAGCUAGAUGGCUGCUUUCUCAGUACUCGUUCAGGGAGAAUACCAAAAAAAACCGCUUUUUUGGAAUGAACUCUGACUGACCCAACACACGUGGAGAACUUUGGCACCUUGGAAAGAAGCUGAGCGCCCUUUUUGAGUUCUAGGAUCAAAGACGGCUGUUUGGGUUUGUGCACUAGGCAGGAAGGGGGCCGGUUUCAUCGAGGGUGCGUGAGAUGUAUGGAGUUUUAUCACCAGGCGGUUUGUUGUCCGGUGCCAAGCGCUCCCAGUUCGCAUGGAGCCAAGCGAGAGCCUCUCUUCUGUUUGCCUGCGACUGCACGGGGCGUUUGAGCUCAGGCAGUGCAGGUUGCUGGGGAUUCCCAUCCCUGGAGGUGCUGUGGAUGGCGGCCCUGGGCAGCCUGAGCUGGGGGCAGCGGCCCGUGGCAGGGCUGGGGGCUGGGGGGCACGAAGGCCCCGUCCAACCCAACCGUUCUGUGAUGCUGUGUCAGAUCUCAGCUGGCUUUGGGAAGCACAGCGAGAAGCCAAACUCAGCCUGGUGUUAAAACACCCCUGCAAAGAAAAGGAAAAGACAAAAGGAUUCUGCUAAGGGUGCAGUGCUGUCACUUGGAGCAGGGAGCGCUGAAGUUCAGGACUGCUGCUUGGUGAUGAGAUCCAAGUUUUGGCAAUACUGUCCUAUGCAGGUCUGAAAGCUGAGUCUGGAGGUUGGGCUUGGUGAUCUGAGUUGUGAUGCAUGUGUCAAUCAAUGGGAAGAUGUGCAUUCUGUAGGUGUAGUUUUAAGGUGUUUUUGUUUCGUUUUUGUUCUUUUUAUAAAUAAAGCCUGUUGGCCACUGUUUAGCUAUGUGGUGUGGAGGAUUUUAAAUGUAGCAAAGUUUAAAGAGUUGGGGAAGGGGAUGGUUGAUAUUUAAUACAAAAAAAAAAAAAAAAAAAAGGGGGGGGGGGAGGCAGAAAUCCCAUGUUCAAACCAGUUCUGCUUGCUUUGUGAACAGCUGAAUUCUGAACAAGCUCUGGCAGUCGCUCGUUUGCCUGUCUGCACCAUUCCAACAGCCUGGCUUCUCUCUCGUUGCUGUGAGCUGCAUCCAGAGGGCAUGCAGAGGUGCUGACAUCAGGCACGUUGCUUCCUGCAGCGCUUCCCUUGUCCAGGCGCAGUGUCAGAGUUGUUUGCCCUGUACCAACAGCUUUGCUCUUCACUUGGUGAAGGCACGUUUGUUCAGAUGGCGUUCAACAGAACCUUCCCCCCAAACUACCUUUGUGGAUGUGCUGUAGGAUUUUUCUUGCUCAAUAGCAAGGGAGUAAGCUCUGCUUUCAUUUUAAGAAGGCGGGCUUUGGAGGGCAUUGUAUCAAUACUGUUUCAACUGCAAGGUUUUUUCCUUGUGCAUUUGAGGAAAGAUCUUGUGAUAUCACUUACAGGUUUUCUUAUACCUUGCUAUUGGCGUUUUCAUAUUUCUAUGUCUAGAGGCUGAAACUUCAGUGUAAAAUGUUUGCAUUUGUUCCUUUUGACCUACGAUGUACUUUUCGUUUCUAUAUUGUUAGACUCGUAAUGUUCAAACUGGUAUUUUAUUAACUUUGGGCUGGGUGUUUGUCUAUAGCAAUACGAGGUACUCCUUUGAAGCUGUUCUGGGUGGGAUAGCGGCCCCAUGUUGCGAUGAGAUGCUGGUUGUGUACAAUUUGCAAUGUAUUAUUAUUAUUAUUUUUUUUUUAGCCUGCAGGGAUAUUUUGUGUUCAUGUGUCCCAUAAUAAAAUGAAAAAUAAAAAGAAAAAAGAAAUGGGCA
Molecule: messenger RNA, 6479 nt
Organism: Tympanuchus pallidicinctus (lesser prairie-chicken)
Lineage: Eukaryota; Metazoa; Chordata; Aves; Galliformes; Phasianidae
Gene: AGO4
Product: argonaute RISC component 4
Exons: 18
Coding region: 305-2689 (794 amino acids)
Molecular function (GO): RNA binding; protein binding
Source: RefSeq, a predicted model, not a curated record